AUGCGAACCUUAGCAAGAUAUGGCUGUUUCAUUCUAGUCGUGAGUUUAGUGUUCUUGCUCUCAUCACUGGGGAAUCGAAAAUGUGAUGAAGUGAAGAAAGAUGUUCCCUACUGGUCUGAUAAACCUAACAUAGGAAUCCGCCCCGAUAACAGGAAUGAGGCCUGUGAUAUGUAUAAAUGCUUCAAUUUCACGAAAUGCUCAAAUGAUUCAUAUAAAAUUCAUGUCCUCCCAAACGAAGAUGGACAGAUAAUAUCUCCAGCAUAUAGCAAAAUUCUGUCGGCUUUGAAGCAGAGUACUCUGCAUACAGAAGAUCCAAACGAAGCUUGUAUAUUCGUCUUAUCAAUAGACACUACUGAUCGCGAUAGGAUAAGUGAGAACUAUAUCCCAGAUUUAGAUGCUUUAAUUGCAAAUUUACCUGCAGAACUGUGGAAUGAUGGUAGAAAUUUCGUCGUGUUCAAUCUUUAUCACGGAACUUUCCCAGAUUAUUCAGAUCACAACUUAGGGUUUGAUACUGGGAAAGCUAUAAUCGCCAGAGCUUCUCCGAGUGUUCAGAGGUUUCGGUAUGGAUUCGAUGUUUCCUUCCCUUUAUUCCAUGGAGUUCAUGAUCUACGGUCUAACAUCGAGAGAGAAAUAGACUUUGAACCAUUGGAUUCGUUGUUAGUGUCUUUCAAAGGCAAGAGAUAUGUCUACGGAAUCGGGUCAGAAACCAGGGAUGCUCUACAUCAUCUCCACAACGGGGAUACGAUUGCCAUGAUCACUACAUGUAAGCAUAACAAUGACUGGAAGGAGCAUCAAGAUAGUAGGUGUGAGCUGGACAAUUUGGAAUACGACAAAUGGGAUUAUGUUUCGACCAUGACUAAUUCUACUUUCUGUUUAGCACCUCGUGGAAGAAGACUUGGCUCAUUCAGGUUUUUGGAAGCCCUUAAAAUUGGUUGCAUUCCUGUCGUUUUGUCAGAUGAUUGGGUUUUACCUUUUGCGGAAGUGAUCGAUUGGUCUGAAGCUGCUCUUGUUAUUGCUGAAGAAAACGUGCUACUUGUUACUGAUCUCUUAUAUUCUAUACCUCCGGAGCGAAUCAUUUCCAUGAAACAAAUGUGUCAUUAUUUAUAUAACCGAUAUUUCAAAGAUGUCGAGAGCAUUGCCGUAACUACUAUGGAGAUCAUUCUGGACAGAGUACGAUUAGCACACCGAGAAGAACUUUCGCAUAGAACUUUUCCACUAUCGAGAAAAAACUUGGAUCAUGGAGUGACACUCAUAAUAAGAGCUGCUGAUAGGCAAUCUGCCAAAUUGCAACACCUCGUCAGUUCAAUCACAAAUUCAAUCACUGUUAGAAAUAUUUGCAUUCUUUGGCCUGAUGUUAGAGGUGUUCCUCCACAUGGCGCUGACUUUGGGUUAGCUAUACCAACCCAGUUCUUUGGUAGAAACGAAAUAGUCAAAUGUUUCACGCAGAAGGGAUUAACUUCAACAUACAUCCUUUUCGCCGAUGAAAUAGUGGAUUUGAAAACUGUAAGCUUAGAUAGAAUGAAAUAUUACAUGGAGAAUUUCCCUGAGCGGGUGAUUGGCUUGCAUGGAUUGAAUGUUAAUUUUGAAAAAACUGAACUCACUUUCUCGACUACCUACAACGCUCUUUAUCCUUCUGUGAUAGGGUUCCAUCGAAGCUAUUUAGAAGCAAUCAUUUCCAUUCCGAAAGAUUUCAUCAAUGAAUGCCCCAGUGUUGCUAUUAACAUUGCGAUCUCAGAGAAAUCGUUGAAACCCCCAAUACUACUGAGAGGACAACACAACGAAAAUGAAAUGAACAUAAGAGAUGAAGCUGAAUGUUGGAAAAAGGCUACGGAAAGAUGGAAAAAGCCCUCGAUCUUCUACUCUGAUCUCCUUUACAAUUAA
Messenger RNA from Auanema sp. JU1783, 1881 nucleotides. The record is from the annotation of a GenBank genome assembly. Lineage: Eukaryota; Metazoa; Nematoda; Chromadorea; Rhabditida; Rhabditidae.